Messenger RNA from Pundamilia nyererei, 1774 nucleotides. Its product is annotated as zinc finger protein 239-like. The record is from RefSeq and is a predicted model, not a curated record. Gene Ontology annotation, biological process: regulation of DNA-templated transcription. Bases 344 to 1438 code for a protein of 364 amino acids. The transcript has 4 exons. NCBI's taxonomy places the organism in Eukaryota, Metazoa, Chordata, Actinopteri, Cichliformes, Cichlidae. Gene Ontology annotation, molecular function: RNA polymerase II cis-regulatory region sequence-specific DNA binding; DNA-binding transcription factor activity, RNA polymerase II-specific.
GGAGCAAAUGUGUGCAGGAGAGCAGUCGAGCAGAGAGAGCUGCUUUUUCAUGAAACGGGAGUAAAGUAGUGAACUUAGAGGAGAGAAACAAACUAAAGUAUCGAUCAUAAACCACUACCAACGUCCUGAUCGAUAUCUGCAUCGAUCUGCCCAUCCUUGUCUCCUGGAUCGUAGCUGAGAUCAGCGUGAACCACGUGGGUCUCUGCUCCCUGAUCUGUUUCCUGUGUUUGGAAAGAGUUGCAGCUUCAUCGCGGAGUUUCUCUCGGUUUGUGGGCUCAUCUAAAGCUGAUCAUCAGGAGGAGACGAGCCAUUUAGACUCAGCUCAGCCACUACAGAGGAAACAAUGACUUCAACCCAAAAGGACCAACAUGGAGCGAGAAGUCAGCGCUCUCAGGAGGCCGACAAACCUCACAGAAGAAAGGGAGAGAAAACACACACCUGUGAUGAUUGUGGGAAGGAUUUUACUCGGGCUGGAAACUUAAAAAAACACAAAGUCAUCCACAGUGGAGUUAAACCUUACAGCUGUGAGUUGUGUGGAAAAUCUUUUACCCAGGCUGUACACUUAAAAAGACACCAACUCAUCCACAGUGGAGUUAAACAGUACAACUGUGACUUGUGUGGAGAUUUUUUUACCCAUCCUGGAAGCUUGAAAAGACACCAACUCAUCCACAGUGUAGUUAAACCGUACACCUGUGACUUGUGUGGAAAUGCUUUUACCCAGGCUCAAAGCUUAAAAACACACCAACUUAUCCACAGUGGAGUUAAAGCAUACACCUGUGACUUGUGUGGGAAAUCUUUUACCCAGGCUCGACACUUAAAAGCACACCAACUCAUCCACAGUGGAGUGAAAGCACACAGCUGCGAUCAGUGUGGCAGAGCUUUUACUCACAGUAGCCACUUACAGAAUCAUCUAGUUACCCACUCUGGAAUUAAUAAGUACAGAUGUGACAUUUGUGGAAAAACUUUCAGUCGCAAUGGGGACCUAAAUAGACACAUCCGCAUUCACACUGGACAGGAUGUUUACUGCUGUGAUCAGUGUUGGAAACCGUUUACAACAGAUGCACAGUUACAAAGCCACAUGCUUACCCACACUGAGGAGAGACCUUAUAAAUGUGACAUGUGUGAGAAGACUUUUAAAUCUCCACGUUACCUGAAAAUACACCAACAGAUCCACACCAGAAAGAAACUCUACAAGUGCAGUUACUGUGAGAAGCAGAGUGACACAGAUGGAUCCAGUUUUCAACCCUAUUGUCAGUGUGGUGGUGGGAAAGCGUUUCGUUGUGACCUUUGUGGAAAAACUUUCAACCAGCAACGAAGCCUAAAAAAGCAUCAGCUUAGACACACACAAGACAAAAUUAUCUACUGUAAAGAAUGUGGAAGAGGCUUCCCCACUCAAUCUGAUUUUAAACAACAUGAACUGUUCCACGGUGGGGUUUAAAAGCACGCCUGUAACCAGUGCUUACCAGCUUAAAAGACAUAAACGAGUCCACACAGGAGAGAAACCAUACAAGUGUAGACACUGUAACAAAAGGUUCUCACAAUCGAGCAGUCGUAACCUUCAUGAACGUACACAUGUUGAAGGGAACUUCAGCUGUGACCAGUGUGACAAGAGCUUCAAGAAUCUCAGUUCAUACUCCAAACACAAACGAUCCCAUUCUCAUUAUACAUUAUCUGCUCUGUGCAAACAGAGUAAGCGUGAUCAUUAAAUCAUUCCUAUUACUGAAUCACAAUGACUCUGCAGAGACAGAAAGAUCCUCUUCUGGGGCCCGUUCUU